Messenger RNA from Acyrthosiphon pisum (pea aphid), 441 nucleotides. Its product is annotated as THAP domain-containing protein 4-like. NCBI's taxonomy places the organism in Eukaryota, Metazoa, Arthropoda, Insecta, Hemiptera, Aphididae. The record is from RefSeq and is a predicted model, not a curated record. The coding region runs from base 1 to 441 and encodes 146 amino acids. Gene Ontology annotation, molecular function: sequence-specific DNA binding. The transcript has 4 exons.
AUGAGCGGUUGUACAGCUGUAAAGUGUUCAAAUACACGUAGUAAAGGUUUUCGUCUUUUUCGGUUUCCAAGAGACCCUAAUAGACGAAAAAUAUGGUUACAAAAUUAUCAUCGUGACAAAUGGCAGCCUACGAAUCAUUUUGAGUUGUGUGAAGACCAUUUUGAAGAAAGACAAUUUGAACAGCAUCGUCUGGAUGGCUUACAAAAACUGAAACCAAACGCAAUACCAACACUGUUUGAUAUACCGAAUCCACCUCACUUGUUGGAACCCAAAAGAAAAUCUUUGUAUAAGUUGAUAGAAAGCUUAAAAAUGUCUGACGAAUUUGGCAAAUUAGUGUUUACAAAAGUGAAGGACUUGACUGGAGCAACUCUUGGAAUAGUCAGCUGGAUUAAAUUGUUUGGAGAUUAUCUAAUGCUGCUUUAUGGAGCUAUAGAGGUAUAA